Molecule: messenger RNA, 467 nt
Organism: Scaptodrosophila lebanonensis
Lineage: Eukaryota; Metazoa; Arthropoda; Insecta; Diptera; Drosophilidae
Product: saccharopine dehydrogenase-like oxidoreductase
Exons: 2
Coding region: 16-414 (132 amino acids)
Biological process (GO): glycolipid biosynthetic process
Cellular component (GO): lipid droplet; plasma membrane; mitochondrion
Source: RefSeq, a predicted model, not a curated record
CUCUUCUCCCUGGGAAUGUGCUCGGAGCAGUGCAUUGAGAAAGAUGCUGCAGAGAAAUUUGUUUUUUCUGUAACUUUCAAGGCCACUGGGUGCACCCUACCGCGCGUUUCAAUUAAUCGCGAUGGUGAAUCGUUGGUGGUCUCAGGUCCCAGUCCUCGCUGCUCUUCUCCCACAACUGGAAAAACAACUGUGGAGCAGUUUGAGAAAACGUUAAAAGUCAAAAUCUGCGGUAUGAAUCCAUUUUUCGGCGUUGGUUGUGUAGCUUUGCUUUCGAGUGCCAUUACUGUUCUAAAACAGACCGACGAUUUGCCCGGGAAAGGCGGCGUUUUUACACCAGGCGCUGCAUUUCGAAAUACGCACAUAUUGCAAGAAGUUACAAAACAUAAUCCUCGUUUUAAGUAUAAGAUCUUGUAGAAAUCUUUUGUACAAAAUAUUUUGAUUGCAAUAAAAUUUGUUCAAAUUUGUUA